Molecule: messenger RNA, 3160 nt
Organism: Hevea brasiliensis (rubber tree)
Lineage: Eukaryota; Viridiplantae; Streptophyta; Magnoliopsida; Malpighiales; Euphorbiaceae
Molecular function (GO): protein binding
Source: RefSeq, a predicted model, not a curated record
CGCGAAGUUUAAAGACUCAAAAGGAAAGAAGAAAGAGGAAAGUUGAAACAACCAACCAAAGUCCAUCUAUGGCCUGGACAAGAUUUUGUUUCAAGGGAAAGUGGUUCUCACGAAAUCCCAGAGGCUUCUGAAUCUCAUUCACCAAUGGAUGUUUCACCAUAUCAGGAAACAUUGUCUGAUACUCAAUUUUCAAGGGAAACUUCUGUGGCAUCAGAGGAGUCCUUCAGUCUUGACAACCAGUGUCCAUCAACUGAUUCACAACCGUCUGCUUUAAAUGAUGCCAUAGAUGAAGAUUUGGUUGUUGCAACACAACAAAUGGAUAUAAAUGAAGAGUAUGUGCAAUUCAGAGAACCGGAGAAGGAAGGCUCUGGUUACUGUUCUGAUAAAGGUAUUGGUGCUGAAAAUCCUCCAGAAGAUUCCAUAUCAUGGGCUGAAACAGAAAGCUUUAAAUCUGCAAAUGAGGAAAUAGACUUUAUCAGUGAUAUUGUGGUUGCUUCAGCAGAAAAUGGAGCCAAUUCUAGUACAAAUAUUGAGAGACAAGGUAGUGAUGUCAGGAUUCAAUUUGGUUCUCCUGCAAGUUCUGAGGAUAUAGGUAGUUCUGGUUUCACCUUUGCUGCUGCUUCUGCUGCUCAACCAUCAUCAAAACGUCAGCAUAGAAAGAAGAAUAGUGUUAACGUUGGUCGCGAUUCCUAUAAUUGCAGCCCAAAUGCAAAAGUUUCAUAUCCAUCAUUAUCUUCAGAGUUUACUCCAUUCUCUGGUGCUUCAUUGCCUUUGUCCCCUACUCUGGGCAAGAAAGUAAGUAUAUCCACUCCGUUCCACAUGAUUGGAGAUAACUCUGAGGGGCUUGGACAACAGGAGGUGAAGCAGGAAUUUGAUUUGAUUUCUGCUGCAUCUGUUGCAGCUCAGGAAGCAUGUGAAAUGUGGCGAUUAAGAGGAAACCAAGGAUAUACAUGUGGAGAUUUGUCUAAAGCAGAGGAUUGUUACACACAAGGGAUAAAUUGUGUUUCUAAAAGUGAGACAUCUAGAAGCUGUCUCAGGGCAUUGAUGUUGUGCUAUAGCAACCGUGCAGCAACACGAAUGUCUCUUGGAAGAAAGGAUGCACUUAGAGAUUGUAAAAUGGCUGCUGAAAUUGAUCCCAAUUUUCUAAGGGUGCAAGUUAGAGCUGCAAAUUGUUACCUGGCCCUGGGGGAAGUUGAAAAUGCAUCAGAGUGUUUCAAGAAGUGCUUGCAGUCAGGAAGUGACAUCUGUGUGGACCGAAAAAUUGCAGUUGCAGCCUCUGAGGGACUACAAAACUGGCAGAAAGUGUCUGAGUGCUUGCAACGUUCUGCUGAACUUUUGCGAAGGAAAACUUCCUGCGAUGCAGGGAGUGCUUUGGAACUAAUUUUAGAGGCUUCAACUAUAAGUCCAUUCUCAGAAAAAUUUCUUGAAAUGAAAGCAACAUCCCUUUUCCUGCUGCGCAAUUAUGAUGAAGUAAUUCAGCUAUGUGAGCAGACUUUUGAUUCUGCUGAACAGAAUUCUCCCCUAAUAGAUGCUGAUUGCCAAUCAGCUGAUCUGGAUAGUAGUGAACUUCUGAAGAACUUCUCCUUUUCUUUCUGGCGAAGCCACCUGAUGUUCAAAUCCUACUUCUAUCUUGGAAAGCUGGAAGAGGCUAUUGGUUCACUAGAAAAGCAAGGGGAACUGAUUGCAAAAUGUGGUUUGUCCAGGAAUUAUAGCAAGAUGAUGGAAUCAUUAAUACCCUUAGGUGCCACUGUACGAAAACUCUUACGCCAUAAGGCUGCAGGAAAUGAAGCAUUUCAAGCAGGAAAGCAUUCAGAAGCCAUUGAGCAUUACACUGCUGCCCUGUCAUGCAAUGUAGAGUCACGUCCUUUUGCAGCUAUUUGUUUCUGCAAUCGAGCUGCUGCUUACAAGGCAUUGGGCCAAAUUAUUGAUGCCAUUGCGGACUGCAGCUUAGCAAUAGCUCUUGAUGGAAAUUAUCUGAAGGCAAUUUCUAGAAGAUCAACUUUAUAUGAGAUGAUUAGGGAUUAUGGACAAGCAGCUAGUGAUCUUCAUAGACUUGUAGCUCUUCUCACUAAGCAAGUAGAGGAGAAGACCAAGCAGUUUGGAUCAUCUGAUAGAAUAGGAAACUUGGCAAAUGAUCUAAGACAAGCCAUGCGUCUUUCCACAAUUGAAGAAGAAUCCAGCAAGGAGAUUCCUCUGGAUAUGUACCUCAUUUUGGGAGUUGAACCUUCUGCUUCAGCGUUGGAAAUUAAGAAGGCAUACCGGAAAGCUGCACUUAGGCACCAUCCUGACAAGGCUGGUCAGUCCUUGGCAAGAAGUGAGAAUGGAGAUGAUGGGCUUUGGAAGGAGAUAGGAGAAGAAAUCCACAAGCAUGCGGACAGACUUUUUAAAAUGAUUGGGGAGGCAUAUGCAGUACUUUCGGAUCCUACUAAGCGUUCACAGUAUGAUCUUGAAGAAGAGCGGAUGAAUGCCGGAAAGAAACAUAAUGGAAGAAGCACAUAUAGUACAUACACAGAUGUACAGAACUAUCAGUUUGAAAGAAGUGGCACUAGGAGACAAUGGCGAGAGGUUUGGAGAUCAUAUGGCAGGUAGCACACCAAUGGACGGGCCAGCCACUUGGUCAAAGAGAUCUUGAUAACAAUCAUUUGUGCUUGCUUGAUAAGAAUCUCCAGAUUUCAGAGUAACUGUUGUGUGUGCUACAGCUACGCAUGGUAAGAAUUUUGAGAUUUCUGAUGAAAGUUAAUCAGUUGAUGGGUUUGAUUGAUUAGCUGCAGUCUUUAUGUAACUUCAAUUGAGAGGGCUCAAGAUGGGAAGUUGCUUCGGCUACUUUGAGAAUUGAUCACUUAACACGCAGCAGGAGGAUGGUUAAAAGCUUUGGUGAAAAUUGUGGUUUUCUCACCCAAAACACCAGAAAGUGCGGGGAAAGAAACUGGCUCCUAUUGGGAUUUUUGACAGACGAUUGUAAACUUGUGGGGAAGUUUGUGAAUUUGAAGACUAGAGCGGAAAAAGGAAAAGAAAAGAAAAGGUAAAUUGCUUCUUGUUUUUUUUAACCAUAUAUGAGAAAGAAAGUUAUUACUAACUAUUUGAGGUGUGUAAAUGUACUGGAAACUUGUACAGAUGAAAUGUUAACAACGCAAUCAAAGAAAUCACCAGAUUUUGUUAA